CUGCGUCAAAAGUGCUUUUACUUUUUCUAUUACACAAAAAACACUUAUUUUACCAAACACUACCCACUUUUACUUUUCAAAAUCACUUUUUUCUCAAAUACUAUCAACUUUUAUUUAAGGAGUGUUUGCAGUUGCAUUAAAAAAGCGCUUUUCAGCUUUUGACUUUAAAAAAGCUGAAAAGAGUGUUUUCAAAUGACAGCUUCUGCUUAAAUUAAUCACUUAAAAGCUAAAAGCUGGAAGCAGGUGGAAGGGUGCUUUAAACUGCUUUUCACUUUUUCUAUUACACAAGAAGUACUUAUUUUACCAAACACUACCAACUUUUACUUUUUUAGAAUCAUUUUUUUAUCAAACACUACCAACUUUUACUAUUAAGUACUUUAUCCAAAAUCACUUUUUUAAAGUAGAAGCAGUCACAAACACUCCCUUAAUCACUUCUCCCCAUUUCAUUAAAAAAAAGCAUUUUUUUAAAAGCAGAAGCUGUUGCAAAUAGACUCUUACCAAGAUUUAGUGAUCAAUUAUUAAUUAGUAUAAAAUAGAAGAUCGUAUACAAAAAAUUUAUGGAACCCUAUAUGACUCCACUGUGGAAUCAUAUAGCUCAUGUGACCUCAGAUCAACCAUUCAUUUAUAUAGUGUAUUUGUACUCCAUAAUAGAUUACUCCAUUUCAUAAUCGAAUCAUGAAUGGUUGUGAUGAUGCCACAUGUGUUAACUCCUACUUAUUCCCUCCAUAACUUAAAAACCUUCCUACUUCAAAAGUAGGUAGAUUAAGAAUAGUGAAAGAUGAUAUGAAUUAUUGAGAGUAUGAUGGUAAGAUAGUGAAAUAAUUUGAUGGAAUGUAGGAUAAAUCCAAAAACAUUAGGAGCCCGUUUGAUAGCACGAAAAUCGGCUGUUUUGGCUGUUUCUGCUGAAAUUUAUGAAGUUCUGGCUGAAGUGGCUGUUUUGUCUGAUUCUGCUGAUUCUAGAAAAAAAUAUUUUAAAAAUAUAUUUUAUUAAUAAAAUAAAGAAAAAAUUACAUGUAAAAAUAGCUAAAAUGGUCAUCUACAGUAACUUCAGCCAAUACAACCAGAAAAGUAACUUCAACCUUACUUUUUCUGCUUAUUACACAAUUCAGCACGCGAAAGUAAAAAUUACGUGUUUGGUGAAAAAGAUGACUGAUAAGCCUGAUAAGCCGAAAAAAGGGGUCUCCAAACGGGCUCUAGUUGUAAUAGUGUAUUAAUUUCAGAAUUAUUAAAGAUAUGAUGGAAAGAUUUAGAGGUUGAAAGAUUUUUUUGUUACGAAUGAAAAGGAAAGUGGAGAGAUUUUUUUGGAGGAAUGGUUCCAAAUAGGACCAAAAUAAAGCUAUUGUAACUAAAUAGGACUUGGAUCUUUUUUAUACUUAAAUACGACUAAAUUUUUCUCGGCACCCUAAAUUACCCCUGCUGCCAAAGAACGAUUGAUGAGGGAAUCGUCUGCGCAUAGUCCGGUGAUGCACUUCACCGUUUUCCGAAGAUUUGAUUUUCUGAUCCGGCCUUGUUCAUCCUAGCCAGCCAGCUAGGCGGCGGCGACUUGCAGGUGAGUCUGAAUCCCCGUUGCGGAACCAGACAACAACCCGCGCGGCCCUUUUCUUCAAAUUAUUCUCUCAAUUCUCAAAGCAGUUAUGGUUCACUCUGGCUAAUCUGGAUUCAGGGUUUCAGGGUUUGUGGGUGGGCAAAGAGAGUUUCCGUAAAACCAGAGCCUCGAGAACAAAAACACGUAGUAUAAAAUUAUCCAUAUGAGAUAGAAGCUCACCCCAUUGUGGAUUUCUUUGUCAAUGUCAUAUACAAUAAAUAAUAUUAAUGUGAAGACAAAAUUGUAAGUAAUG
This is a messenger RNA of Cuscuta epithymum, 1838 nucleotides long. Lineage: Eukaryota; Viridiplantae; Streptophyta; Magnoliopsida; Solanales; Convolvulaceae. The record is from the annotation of a GenBank genome assembly.